AUGGAGGUUUAUACCUCUAUGAUGAUACUAAGUGGUACAAUAUUGAAUGGAUCCCCACUCACUGAUAUAUCGCAGUGGCGUAUGAACUCCAUAGUUCGGGAAUCAGAUAGUUCUGGAGAAGAUGAAUUCUAUGAUGCCCAAGAAGACGUGAGCGGAGAGAUAAAUGCAGGAUUGUCAAAAUGGAGCUCUGAAGAAUAUUUGACAAGAGAAAUUGGGGAUGCAUCUGCAGACGAAGGAGGCGACUACACCAAGAAUCGUCAAGUUCGACAAACCAGCAUGGAAUCAACACCCGGAUCUCCAACGCUAUCGAUACGCGGACAUGACCACCACUGUCGUAUACACUGGCUCUUUUUAGUUUUACACGGUGGUAAUAUACUAGAUGGAGGACAAGACAUCAACUCCAAACAGAUUGAUUUGAAUACACUUAGAGCUGCAUUGGAUGCAGUUACAAGGGCUCAUUUCCCAGCUACUUAUGGACAUAUCGCUGUCAAAUUGGUUCCGUGUCCCUCCACAUGCACUGAAGCACUCAAUCUACUUACAAGUAUCAGCCCGUAUAGUUACGACACCAAAUCUCCACUUAACGAUAACAGUCCAUCUACGGGAUGUGGUGAUUUCUUACCACUUGGAGCACUACCUGUCAUAGCGACAUCUAAUCCUGAAUAUCUUGAAAUCGUUACGACCGUAGUGAAUAAGGCUAAUAGCGUAUAUGCGGAUUUCUUAAAAUCAGACGAUGGAUUUGGAUUCAGUGGUCAGGUGUCGCUUAUUGGAGACAGUGUUGGUGCAAUAUUAGGAUACGAUAUGCUUUGCUGGCCAAACUUAUCAUCGUUAAAUCAUCAUGGAAGCCAAUUAAGUAUGUCUGAGAGCGAGGACGAUCAUUUACAAGAAACACGCCCACUUAGUCGCAGUAGUGGUGAUCUACAACAAAUUGAUACAGAAGAUGUUGUGACAAGUAUUGAUACCAAUAAACGUUUUGCGGCACCAGGAUCUGCGUUCCAUCGUGAGAGUAGCUUCACUUUUGGCAGUAAAGGACACAUUCAUCAGAAGUUGACAAAUAAGAGUAGCCAUGAGUCUAGCAAACAUACUGCUACUACUAGUGUUCAACAACCCAUAUCGGAAAAUCAUUUACCGCGACUAGAGUUUGAAGUCCAUAACUUCUAUAUGUUUGGAUCUCCACUGGCAUUGGUCUUAGCAUACAGAAAAAUGGUACACACAGAUGGAAGGAGUAUGGCUGAUGAUCCUGUCCAGCCAUGCUGUGGACAAGUUUAUAAUUUAUUUCACAGAACAGAUCCAUCUGCUAGUCGCCUAGAGCCUCUACUUGAUGUCAAGUUUUCUUUGUUACCGCCCUCCACUGUUCCACGUUAUCAAAAAUUUCCUCUUGGAGAUGGCCAUUCAAUAAAUAUUGGUGACAUAAUUCACAGUAAUUCAUUUUUAUUUGGUGAAGGUGGUGGAAGCAAUUUACAACGCCAUCCAAGUCAGUGCAGUGUCAGUAGCCAGACAGACUAUCCACCAGCCACCACCUGCCAUCUAUCAAGUGUUGUAAAUAAAUGGUGGGGAAGUAAAAGAUUGGAUUAUGCAUUGUACUGUCCUGAAGCCCUCCAGGCAUUUCCUACAGGAGCUUUGCCUCAUUUAUUUCAUGCCAGCUACUGGGAAUCUACCGAUGUAGUGGCUUUCAUUCUGAGACAGAUGGUACGCCAUGACAGUGUCAGCGUACAUAUGGGGAAUGAUACAGGACAAGAAAUGCCGACAUUUGCGCCAAUGCAACCACGUGAGAAAUGGCAACGAAGAAGAACAACUGUUAAGUUGAAGAAUGUGAGUCCUAAUCACCGUAGCAACGACAUUAUAGUGACUGAGGAGUUGAACCAGACAUUACAUGCUAGGUUUAUGUAUGGGCCGUUGGAUAUGGUGACUUUAACUGGAGAAAAGAUUGACAUUCACAUCAUGACACAGCCUCCAUCCGGUGAAUGGGUCUAUUUUGAUACAGUUGUUACUAACAAUCAUGGAAGAACAUCAUACACAUUACCAGAUUCACGUCGACUUGGUCAUGGGAUGUAUCCCGUCAAAAUGGUUGUCAGGGGAGAUCAUACCUGUGUUGAUAGUUAUUUACUGGUCCUACCACCACGUACUGAAUCUGUUGUGUUCAGUAUCGAUGGAUCAUUCACAGCAAGUGUGUCUAUAAUGGGUAAAGAUCCUAAAGUGAGACCAGGAGCAGUAGAUGUUGUCAGACAUUGGCAAGAGCUUGGAUAUCUGAUCAUAUACGUGACUGCACGUCCUGACAUGCAAAAACAGAAAGUGCUAGAGUGGCUAGCUCAACACAAUUUUCCACAUGGGAUGGUGAAUUUCUGUGAUGGUAUCUCUGCCGAUCCAUUAAGACAAAAGGGAAAUUAUCUUAAAAAUCUCAUACAGGAUACCAAGUUAGUGAUACAUGCUGCAUAUGGUUCAAGUAAAGACAUCAGUGUGUAUCAUUCCAUUGGAUUACAGCCUCACCAGAUAUUUAUAGUUGGCAAAUCGUCCAAGAAACACAACACACAGGCACAGGUCCUCAGUGAAGGUUAUGCAGCACAUUUAAAUGAACUAGCGAGAGCUUCCCGUCCAGCAGUUGGAAAUUCGCGUAUGGUGUUAAGAAGAGGAUGUUUCAGCUUACCAGGUCAAGGUAAAGUGGUGCGUGUACCGACGAAACAACCUGCACGCCGCGUAGCAUCCUACCAGGGUACCACUAUAACGUCCGGACAGGGUCAGGGUUUGGCACCGAUGAGGUCAUUUACCCAGAAGACUUCGCCGCAGAUGACACACCGUGCUUCAAUUGGUGGAGUUAAAUUUGAAUCAGCUAUCUGAUUUUGUGUAUAAUUGUCUUGUACAUGUUCAGGUUCGCUGCUGUUAUCCCAUGAUUCAGAUCUUGGAGAGGAGGCCUCUGGCUGUUUUGUGACACGGGUCUAAAACAGACUUCAAGCUAAUGUCUCAAAUGCUGGGCUCCAAUCAAAACAACCCGACUAAUGGCAAGUGUCGUGAAUAUCAAAAAUAUUGGUGGUCAGUGAGUGAAAUUGAUACACUGCAGUUAUGAAAUGUAGUGUUUUAAAAAAUUGUGAUUCUUCAUAUCAACUUGUUUGAAGUCUGCAAAAUGUAAUUUUUUCCUGAAUACAUUUAUCUAAUGCAAAUAUAGUAUGUAUUGUCAGCCAAUAGUCUAAGAAUAGUUUUGCUGCUAGUCAGCCAAUCUCCUUUCAACCAAAACAUGCAUGCGGUUUGUAGGCCAAUCAGUGAAAUUAUUGCAUCAAGAUGU
Molecule: messenger RNA, 3274 nt
Organism: Saccoglossus kowalevskii
Lineage: Eukaryota; Metazoa; Hemichordata; Enteropneusta; Harrimaniidae
Product: membrane-associated phosphatidylinositol transfer protein 2-like
Biological process (GO): phospholipid transport
Cellular component (GO): cytoplasm
Molecular function (GO): phosphatidylcholine intramembrane carrier activity; metal ion binding; phosphatidylinositol binding
Source: RefSeq, a predicted model, not a curated record